Messenger RNA from Musca vetustissima, 585 nucleotides. RefSeq names its product pre-rRNA-processing protein TSR2 homolog. Gene Ontology annotation, cellular component: nucleus. The transcript is spliced from 2 exons. NCBI's taxonomy places the organism in Eukaryota, Metazoa, Arthropoda, Insecta, Diptera, Muscidae. The record is from RefSeq and is a predicted model, not a curated record. Gene Ontology annotation, biological process: maturation of SSU-rRNA from tricistronic rRNA transcript (SSU-rRNA, 5.8S rRNA, LSU-rRNA). The coding region runs from base 13 to 585 and encodes 190 amino acids.
AACAAACAAAAAAUGAAUCAAGAAGAGUUCCAAAACAACUAUAGAAUUAUUGUUGAAAAAAUAUUCAACAACUGGCAGAACCUCAGACUGGCAGUGGAACAUGGCAUGGGAGGAAGAAAUGGACAACAGGUUGCAAUAGACAUUAUGAACUAUACGUACCAAUACUGUAUUGGAAAUGAAAACAUAACCGAAGGAGAACUUCAGGAUGUUAUUGAAGAAUUGUUGGAUCAGGAAUUUGAUACAAUUUGUGAAGAUGGUUCAGUGGCGGAAAUAUCGCGCCACUUGCUACGCUACAAGUAUAUGAGUCUUCAGGGCCAAUAUGCCGAAAUAGAAGCUGAGUUGAACAGACUACCACAGGGCAAAGAAUGGUUAAGGAAAGACGUGAAGAUCACAUACACACCCAUCGAUGGGGAUUCUUCGUCUGAAGAUGAUGACUCUGAUUCGACCGACGAAGAGAAUGAAAUGGAAGUUGACGAGCCGUCCUCUAGUAGUAAGAGAACAACUCGAUCGCAGGCACGCAAACAGGAAGAUGAUUUUGUUGAACCGGAAGAAGGUUGGACCACCGUUAGAAACAAGAGGAAAUAA